This is a messenger RNA of Sphenostylis stenocarpa, 1218 nucleotides long. Lineage: Eukaryota; Viridiplantae; Streptophyta; Magnoliopsida; Fabales; Fabaceae. The record is from the annotation of a GenBank genome assembly.
AUGUUCCCUUACAGUUCCAACCUCUACCCUUCCUUCCCUUCAUCAUCUUCUUCAUUCCAUCCUUUUCCUUUCCUCAACCUUGAUAAUGCUUCUGCAAGCAACACCCUUCUUCAUGAUCCACUUUCUGUGCCUUACUUACCAACGCAUCACAACCCUCAAAGCAUCCAAGAAGCACUGAGCAAUUUACCAGUCACGGAUCAUAACUGUGGUGGUGGAGGUUCUGCAAUGACCAAACCUGACCCAAGUGGUGGUGGUGGUGCUACUCACUAUGGCCUUUCUUGUUUCCUCACAAAGAAGCCAGCUAAGAAAGACAGGCACAGCAAGAUUUACACCUCUCAGGGUUUGAGGGACCGGAGGGUGAGGUUGUCCAUUGAGAUUGCUCGCAAGUUCUUUGAUCUUCAAGACAUGCUAGGGUUCGACAAAGCCAGCAACACCCUUGAGUGGCUCUUCAACAAGUCCAAGAGAGCAAUUAAGGAGUUGGCGAGGAGCAAGAACAGCAACAACAGUGAAGAAGGAGCCAGGAGCUUCUCUUCUUCAUCCGAGUGUGAUGAUGACUGUGAAGUGGUUUCUGAGAUCAAGCAGAAGCAACAACUCAUCACUGGUGAUGCUGCUACUCCACGCAACCUACAACAAGGGUUAGAUUCAAGUGAUAACAAGUCACCGACAUUGCUGGCUGCAAGGGAGAGGAUGAAGUUGAAAAGGACACAGAAGGAACCUGCAAAAUUGAAGGAGUCAAGGGAGAAAGCAAGAGCAAGAGCAAGGGAAAGGACUAGUAACAAGAUUAUGUGCAAUGUUAACCCCAACACAGGGAGGGUGCAACAAGACUUGAAGAAAAAGUGCCCUGCAAUUGAAAAUAACCACUCUCAACUCAUGCAUCAAUCAAGGUCACCCACUCACCCUCACCACCUUGUGGAAGCACCUAGAGAUGACUUCAACGUUAUUGAGGAAUCCAUUGUGAUCAAGAGAAAAUUGAAGCCAUCGUUGAUGUCCUCUUCUCAUCACCAUCACCAAAACCUUGUGAUCCCGAAGGAACCACCAUGUUUCAACAACAACAACAACAGUGAGUACCACCCCUUCUCCAAUUUAUCUCCAAAUUGGGAUGCUAAUGGAUCCACUGGCCGCUCCAACUUCUGUGCCAUAGCUAGCAUGAAUCUAUCCACAGGGCUUCAAAUCUUUGGAAAGUCUUGGGAGGAGUGCACCAAUCCACGUUUACACUAG